ACAUUUAAUCUCUUAAAAAAUGAAAUAAAUGGGCAUGCAGUUAAAGAUGAUGACUAAUUUCUGGAAGUAGAAAAUUUGCCUGAGCAAAUACAUGUUGAUGCCCCAUCCUUCCUUGUUAAUAAAGACACAUGGAAAACAAACUUUGAACUGCACUGCCUAUAUACCAAUCACACUGUAAAAAAAAUGGUAUCAUAAAGCAAAUAUGAUCUGCUGUGAGUGUGAAUAUAAACAGGCAGUAUUACCGUCAUGUAAUCUACCCCGGAUCUCUCUCUUUCUCCCUCUCCUUCAAAUCACUCAAGCACUGUGCACGUAGGCUGGGAUAUGGCGUGACUGAGCAAUUUUACCAUCACUAUAUUUCCUGGACGCUAUCAGCAAUCCAGCUUGUUGUGGGAUCUCUUUCACAUUGUGAAGGGCAGCAACAGAUUUCAGAAUGGACCCACAGGACAAAAUCCGUCAACGCAGGCCUUUACGAGGGCAAUCUCAGGAUAAACCAACAACAAAGAAAAGUCACCACCAAGAGAAAAGCUUCCUAUCCAGUUGCUGCAAACAGAUGAUGUACAUUGAUGCUGUAUUGUUCUUUCUUUUGGUCAUCUACCUCACACUGAAGUCAACACCAGUUGAACCAGAGUCAUAUCGUUUGCCCCCUCCAAGACCCUGGACUGGCCCUCUGUCUGAGAACAACAAGCUUCAGCAAGGCAGAAGGUUGAUGGAAAAGAAAGUCCAUGGACCCGAGUCACUUGCUCUACAAAAUGGCAAACUUUACACUGGGACUGUUGAUGGGAAAGUAGUUGAGAUCAACAAUGAGAAAGACAUCAAGGUUGUAGCUCGUCUGGGAGGAACUACAUGUGGUGACAGUUUUGGUGAAGAAGAGCGAUGUGGACGACCUCUAGCAGUGCGGUUUAUUAAUGACACGCUCUAUGUUAUGGAUGCUUUCUUUGGUCUCUAUCAGCUGGACAUAACAGGAGGAAAAUCACCAAAACAACUUGUUUCCACUAAAACAAGCCUCGGAGGCCACACAAUGAAGUUUGCCAAUGAUUUUCAGCAGCUUGAAAAUGGAACAUUCCUCUUCUCCGAUACCAGUCAUAAGUGGCACAUGACAGAGUACGGUCUACUGGUCUUAGAAAACAAGGCAUGUGGAAGAUUGCUCUGGUACGACCCUGACACCAAGACCAGCGGAGUAGCAAAGGACGGACUCUACUCUCCCAAUGGCAUUCAACUCUCUCCUCAGAAAGACUUUCUCCUCAUCGCAGAAUCAACAAGAUAUCGUAUCACAAAGUACUAUGUAAAAGGUCCAAAGAAAGGCAAAACGGAGAUCUUUGCAAAUAACCUGCCAGGUAUGCCAGACAAUAUCAGCCCCAGUCGCAAUGGGGGCUACUGGGUGGGAUUCGCGCUGGCCAACUCCAGGAUGGGACCGAUGAAGAUGGAUGUUGUUGCCUCCAGGCCUUGGCUCAGGAAAAUUGUCGCUAAGCUUGUUGACCCUACAUCAUUGGUGCCCUACAUGCCCCAGUAUGGUCUGAUCAUAGAGCUGAAUCAGAAGGGAGAGAUUGUACAAAGUCUCCAUGAUCCCACAGGAAAGGUUGUGCCUUCUGUCAGCGAAGUCCUAGACACUGGGGAUGCUCUGUACCUAGGAUCAUAUCAUUCUCCGUUCCUUGUCAAAGUGGACUUAUAAUAGCAAACCAGAGACUAGUUCAAUUAAAACUUUUUUUUUAAUUUCAGUGCAACAUUAUCAUCAGGUGUAACCUUGCCUGGUAUACAUGUAAAUAAGUUUGUGAGCCAGAAACAAUCUGCAAAUAGAUACACAAAAGUGAAGACUAAUAAUACCCAAAUGAUUCGAACAAAAUGUAGGUGUAUGCAUGUGUAAUCAUUAUUUGUGUAUCCACCAAAGGAGUUUGAAAGCGUGCUCUCACUUGGGAAUAAAUCUUUCAUGAAAGCAGGAUGUGAUGCCUAAAUUUACAGUUGAUAAGUGAUGCUACUUCAAGACUAGAAUUACAAUUUAGGAUGACACUCCUAUGCUUUUUGUUCCAUUAGCAAGUGGAACAGUUGUCACCAUCAGCAGCCCAACUGUCCAAGCACUAAUUUUAUCUACCAAUAACUUUAAAUUAUCUAAACUUGAAAUGUAUUGGCACUACUUAACCAUCGGCAUAUGGCAUAAUAGUAUUGUGAAUUUAUGAUGGGUUUAUAUGGUGAUGCUUGAGACUCAACCAAGAAAACAAAUACCAUACACAUGACAUUCAGUUAGAUCUACAGUUCAUAAUAAGUACUGAAACGACACUUUUAAGUAUUAAGAGUGAUAUUCUCAUGGCUAUGGAUGAUAAGUCCCCAUAUUACUUUUAUUAGAUCUUAGUAGUGCAUUCGAUACCAUUGAUCAUACUUACCUACAGCAUAAAACAAAUACUUUGGUAUUAAGGGUGUAGUACUUGACUGGAAAGAAUCAUAUUUAACUGACAGAUGUCAACGGAUCCAAAUUAUCAUGAUGGUAUUUAAUCUAAUCAAAGCCCCUUAACACUAUUUUUCAGAUUAUUCCAGCCUCUGAAAUGUCCCAUACAUAACGAGCAUGAUUUAUUGGACUUGCCCAAAUUGUAUGCACGCUAUUCAAACAGAGGCUAUUCCUGUUAACCUGAAAGUUUGUCUAAUAUAGCAGCAAGUAAAUUAUGCAAACUCACACCAAAUAUUUCAUUUUAUUUAAUAUCGACAGGUUACUACAUUAUUACAUUGGGUUGAUAGGAUUCAUAGGAAAAAAAUAAACUCAAAUCACUUUAAAAAGGGCUUUUAAGAAAGAUAGGCGUUGUGAAACAAGGGGGGUUUUAUGGGGUUGGGUAUUGUUAUAUACAUGUGUGGCCCCUUUUAAAAUUUGCCCCAUACAUGUGCAGGUUUUGAAAAAAAUCAUGGAUGAACUGUAUUUUUAGAACCCAUUUUAAAGUGUGAAUAAAGAUCCAUACUUUGAUUCACUCAUUCAGCAUCGUUAAGAAGGGGAGUUGGGUGUUUGAACAAAUUGUUUUCAUUUAACUUUACUUUCCUGCGGUUUUAAAUGCAAGUGCUUUGCACUAAGCCUAAGGACCAUUUUGCAACCGAGUUAAUACCCAAACUAUGGUUGAUGACCAAAUGAGAAUCUAUAUCACAAACACCCUCAAUUUGUUUUGCAUAUUAUUACAAGGAAUAUGCAAUAUUUUUAUUUGAUUUUGUAGAUUGAUAUGAAGUGCUUGAUUGAAGCAAUGUUUAAGAAGACCAUGUUUUUCAUAAGAAAAGGAAUUAUACUACAAUGUGUGGCCAGUGUCAUAAGUUCCCUCAUAUAAUAUCACCCAUUCUGAACACUCACUCCAAAAGAUAGACAGUCAACCUCCCCGAAACGUCGAGCCUUCUCUCCUGCUCCUGCUAUACAGCUCCAUUCACCAACUCAAGCCAGCCUUCUUCUCAAGCCUCUCUCACCUCUCUGGUUUACAGUAAUUUUACAGACUGCACUCAUUCCGAAAAGAAUACACUACUUCCCAACCUCCACUUUCUUGCCUUUCCAUUUCACUUCCAUCUCGAUCCACUUUUAUCUCAGUUCUUUCCAGGACUUUACACACGGUGUACUGUAAACCACUUCUCUGAUUGUUCAUACCACCAAUCAAGCCUUCAACAUCAUCAGAUAUCACCUAUGUUGUGCAUUAACUGUUUUAAGAAAUUAACUGAAACUUUUUUUUUAAUAAACUUUAUUUCAAUUUGAUUUAGAUGAAACUUGUUAAGUCUUAUGCUUUUUCUUGUAUAUUGCAAAAUCUCUAUUGACAAAAAUUAAAAUUCCUUGACUGCUCUAUUUAUUCAUUUGUUUAUUAUUUAUGAUAAAAGACAUAUUUAAUUGUUUAAUACUGACUAGUUGCUUUGCCAUGGGUGGGUAAAAAAUUCAAAUGUUUAUUCACUAUCUCAUGAAUUGUAAAUUAUAGACUUAUGCUUUAUUUCUAAGAAGUAAAUUCUUAAAAUAUUUCUGUAAUCAAGUAUAUAUGAUAUCGAGUGUACAAAUACCACAAAUGAUUUGUUGUAUGAUUUGAGGGAUGACAAGGUGUAAACAGCUGAAAACAUGUUUAAUUCCUGAAAAUGUUAAGUCUUUUGGGGUUAUUUUUGUCUCCCUCAAGUUACAAAAAAUGCAGUUUCUCAGGUACAACUAUUCUGCCCAACUUUGACAAAAGUAAGCAAGUGACACAUUUCUGCAACACCCUUUGUAUGUUGCACGUUCAGGCAAAAUUUGAGAAAGAAAGAUAUUGAAGAAAAAUAUGCUGUUAAAUUGCAUUGAUGCCUAUGUAAAUGACAAACACAUAUUGCUAAUUUACAACAAAUGAUACUUUUGUAACUUGCUUCCUUUUGCCAAAACUUGUACGGCAGUAUUGUCUACUCACUCUGAGAUGUGAACAAAUAUUGUUGAGUCACGAUCAUCUGGUUUGAUGAAGCCAUGACCUUUGCUCCUUUCAAACUCAGUGAUUACACCGGUCUUGAUGGGACCCUCAGAGGCUAUCCUAGACCUG
Messenger RNA from Lytechinus pictus (painted urchin), 4496 nucleotides. Its product is annotated as adipocyte plasma membrane-associated protein-like. Lineage: Eukaryota; Metazoa; Echinodermata; Echinoidea; Temnopleuroida; Toxopneustidae. Bases 431 to 1669 code for a protein of 412 amino acids. Gene Ontology annotation, cellular component: endomembrane system. Gene Ontology annotation, biological process: biosynthetic process. The transcript has 10 exons. The record is from RefSeq and is a predicted model, not a curated record. Gene Ontology annotation, molecular function: strictosidine synthase activity; hydrolase activity.